Messenger RNA from Yamadazyma jaroonii, 402 nucleotides. Lineage: Eukaryota; Fungi; Ascomycota; Pichiomycetes; Serinales; Debaryomycetaceae. The record is from the annotation of a GenBank genome assembly.
AUGAAGAUUGUAUUAGUGAUACUAUUAUUUAAUGCCAUAGUGUAUGGAUUAAACCCCGAGAAUGUUAAUGAUCUAGUUAAGAGGAUAGAACAACUUAAUGAUGUUGAGUUGUAUGAUUUAUCGAUGAAAUUGAAAAGAUUUGAAGGCUUGGAGAUCAGAGCCGACAAGGCUGAAGAGGAUAAGGAUGAUAAAGACGAUAGUAAUGAUAGUAAUGAUAGUAAUGAUAACAAGAAACACAAAAAGACCAAAGUAUUGGAUAUGUUGGUGAUUAGGAUCAUUAUUGGAAUAGGGGCUUUCUUCUUUAUAAAUGUGGUUGUUAUUACCAUUCAUCAUAUUUAUAUGUUAGCCAGUAGUUCGGAGAAGAAUUAUAGAUCCAUAGAACGAACCUUAUCACCAUUCUAG